Messenger RNA from Symphalangus syndactylus (siamang), 5053 nucleotides. It is a transcript of the gene PTK2, whose product is annotated as protein tyrosine kinase 2. Gene Ontology annotation, cellular component: cytoskeleton; focal adhesion. The record is from RefSeq and is a predicted model, not a curated record. Gene Ontology annotation, biological process: protein phosphorylation; signal complex assembly. Gene Ontology annotation, molecular function: ATP binding; protein tyrosine kinase activity. Lineage: Eukaryota; Metazoa; Chordata; Mammalia; Primates; Hylobatidae.
CACGGCCCCGAGGGCGCGAGCCCGCGCCGCCGCCGCCGCCGCCGCGGGUCCCGGACCGCUGUGAGCCCGCGGCGUGAGGCGUGGGAGGGAGCGCGGCUGCCGUCGCCCAGCGCCGCCCCGUAGUCGUCUGCCUUCGCUUCACGGCGCCCAGCCACGGUCCGAGUUCUCUUUGACUGCAAUGGAAAGAGGAAAGAGAAAUUAGAAGUAUUUUUUUAAAUUGUCAUUUGAUUUCUUCAGAGUUAUUGUGGCCUUCUGAACUGCAGAACUGGGGCUCCUUUGCAUCUUCCAGUUACAAAUUCAGUGCCUUCUGCAGUUUCCCCAGAGCUCCUCAAGAAUAACGGAAGGGAGAUUGCGGAAGCAUGAGAAGAUUCUGUAACUGAGAGGCAUUCUUCAAGCUGCUGGAAAAUAUUACAGAAGGAACACCUUCCAAAUUUUGCUUCAAGCUCUGAAAAAAGGAGCACACAGGGGAACCUUAGUCUUGCUUGUGGAUCGAAGCAAAUACUAUCACAGCGAGGAACUGGGACUUUGUGUGCGGACUCCUGGCUUGAUCUUUAUAGGAUUGGGUGUAUGUUGUUGGAACUGGCAGGCCAAGAGGCCCUGAAACCAGCAGGUGCCAUCUAUAUGGAGAAAAGCGGCUGUAGUCCAUUUCCAGUGUGUUGGGCUAAAGAAUAUGACAGAUACCUAGCAUCUAGCAAAAUAAUGGCAGCUGCUUACCUUGACCCCAACUUGAAUCACACGCCAAAUUCGAGUACUAAGACUCACCUGGGUACUGGUAUGGAACGUUCUCCUGGUACAAUGGAGCGAGUAUUAAAGGUCUUUCAUUAUUUUGAAAGCAAUAGUGAGCCAACCACCUGGGCCAGUAUUAUCAGGCAUGGAGAUGCUACUGAUGUCAGGGGCAUCAUUCAGAAGAUAGUGGACAGUCACAAAGUAAAGCAUGUGGCCUGCUAUGGAUUCCGCCUCAGUCACCUGCGGUCAGAGGAGGUUCACUGGCUUCACGUGGAUAUGGGCGUCUCCAGUGUGAGGGAGAAGUAUGAGCUUGCCCACCCACCAGAGGAGUGGAAAUAUGAAUUGAGAAUUCGUUAUUUGCCAAAAGGAUUUCUAAACCAGUUUACUGAAGAUAAGCCAACUUUGAAUUUCUUCUAUCAACAGGUGAAGAGCGAUUAUAUGUUAGAGAUAGCUGAUCAAGUGGACCAGGAAAUUGCUUUGAAGUUGGGUUGUCUAGAAAUACGGCGAUCAUACUGGGAGAUGCGGGGCAAUGCACUAGAAAAGAAGUCUAACUAUGAAGUAUUAGAAAAAGAUGUUGGUUUAAAGCGAUUUUUUCCUAAGAGUUUACUGGAUUCUGUCAAGGCCAAAACACUAAGAAAACUGAUCCAACAAACAUUUAGACAAUUCGCCAACCUUAAUAGAGAAGAAAGUAUUCUGAAAUUCUUUGAGAUCCUGUCUCCAGUCUACAGAUUUGAUAAGGAAUGCUUCAAGUGUGCUCUUGGUUCAAGUUGGAUUAUUUCAGUGGAACUGGCAAUCGGCCCAGAAGAAGGGAUCAGUUACCUAACGGACAAGGGCUGCAAUCCCACACAUCUUGCUGACUUCACUCAAGUGCAAACCAUUCAGUAUUCAAACAGUGAAGACAAGGACAGAAAAGGAAUGCUACAACUAAAAAUAGCAGGUGCACCCGAGCCUCUGACAGUGACGGCACCAUCCCUAACCAUUGCGGAGAAUAUGGCUGACCUAAUAGAUGGGUACUGCCGGCUGGUGAAUGGAGCCUCGCAGUCAUUUAUCAUCAGACCCCAGAAAGAAGGUGAACGGGCUUUGCCAUCGAUACCAAAGUUGGCCAACAGCGAAAAGCAAGGCAUGCGAACACACGCCGUCUCUGUGUCAGGAGUCAGUCACUGCCAACAUAAAGUUAAGAAAGCUAGGCGCUUUCUCCCUUUGGUCUUCUGUUCCCAUGAUCCUCCUUCUACGGAUGAAAUUAGUGGGGACGAAACAGAUGAUUAUGCUGAGAUUAUAGAUGAAGAAGAUACUUACACCAUGCCCUCAAAAAGCUAUGGAAUAGAUGAAGCCAGGGAUUAUGAGAUUCAAAGAGAAAGAAUAGAACUUGGACGAUGUAUUGGAGAAGGCCAAUUUGGAGAUGUACAUCAAGGCGUUUAUAUGAGUCCAGAGAAUCCAGCUUUGGCGGUUGCAAUUAAAACAUGUAAAAACUGUACUUCGGACAGCGUGAGAGAGAAAUUUCUUCAAGAAGCCUUAACAAUGCGUCAGUUUGACCAUCCUCAUAUUGUGAAGCUGAUUGGAGUCAUCACAGAGAAUCCUGUCUGGAUAAUCAUGGAGCUGUGCACACUUGGAGAGCUGAGGUCAUUUUUGCAAGUAAGGAAAUACAGUUUGGAUCUAGCAUCUUUGAUCCUGUAUGCCUAUCAGCUUAGUACAGCUCUUGCAUAUCUAGAGAGCAAAAGAUUUGUACACAGGGACAUUGCUGCUCGGAAUGUUCUGGUGUCCUCAAAUGAUUGUGUAAAAUUAGGAGACUUUGGAUUAUCCCGAUAUAUGGAAGAUAGUACUUACUACAAAGCUUCCAAAGGAAAAUUGCCUAUUAAAUGGAUGGCUCCAGAGUCAAUCAAUUUUCGACGUUUUACCUCAGCUAGUGACGUAUGGAUGUUUGGUGUGUGUAUGUGGGAGAUACUGAUGCAUGGUGUGAAGCCUUUUCAAGGAGUGAAGAACAAUGAUGUAAUCGGUCGAAUUGAAAAUGGGGAAAGAUUACCAAUGCCUCCAAAUUGUCCUCCUACCCUCUACAGCCUUAUGACGAAAUGUUGGGCCUAUGACCCCAGCAGGCGGCCCAGGUUUACUGAACUUAAAGCUCAGCUCAGCACAAUCCUGGAGGAAGAGAAGGCUCAGCAAGAAGAGCGCAUGAGGAUGGAGUCCAGAAGACAGGCCACAGUGUCCUGGGACUCCGGAGGGUCUGAUGAAGCGCCGCCCAAGCCCAGCAGACCGGGUUAUCCUAGUCCGAGGUCCAGUGAAGGAUUUUAUCCCAGCCCACAGCACAUGGUACAAACCAAUCAUUACCAGGUUUCUGGCUACCCUGGUUCACAUGGAAUCACAGCCAUGGCUGGCAGCAUCUAUCCAGGUCAGGCAUCUCUUUUGGACCAAACAGAUUCAUGGAAUCAUAGACCUCAGGAGAUAGCAAUGUGGCAGCCCAAUGUGGAGGACUCUACAGCACUGGACCUGCGAGGGAUUGGGCAAGUGUUGCCAACUCAUCUGAUGGAAGAGCGGCUAAUCCGACAGCAACAGGAAAUGGAAGAAGAUCAGCGCUGGCUGGAAAAAGAGGAAAGAUUUCUGAAACCUGAUGUGAGACUCUCUCGAGGCAGUAUUGACAGGGAGGAUGGAAGUCUUCAGGGUCCGAUUGGAAACCAACAUAUAUAUCAGCCUGUGGGUAAACCAGAUCCUGCAGCUCCACCAAAGAAACCGCCUCGCCCUGGAGCUCCCGGUCAUCUGGGAAGCCUUGCCAGCCUCAGCAGCCCUGCUGACAGCUACAACGAGGGUGUCAAGCCAUGGAGGCUUCAGCCCCAGGAAAUCAGCCCCCCUCCUACUGCCAACCUGGACCGGUCGAAUGAUAAGGUGUAUGAGAAUGUGACAGGCCUGGUGAAAGCUGUCAUCGAGAUGUCCAGUAAAAUCCAGCCAGCCCCACCAGAGGAGUACGUCCCUAUGGUGAAGGAAGUCGGCUUGGCCCUGAGGACGUUAUUGGCCACUGUGGAUGAGACCAUUCCCCUCCUACCAGCCAGCACCCACCGAGAGAUUGAGAUGGCACAGAAACUAUUGAACUCUGACCUGGGAGAGCUCAUCAACAAGAUGAAACUGGCCCAGCAGUAUGUCAUGACCAGCCUCCAGCAAGAGUACAAAAAGCAAAUGCUGACUGCUGCUCACGCCCUGGCUGUGGAUGCUAAAAACUUACUCGAUGUCAUUGACCAAGCAAGACUGAAAAUGCUUGGGCAGACGAGACCACACUGAGCCUCCCCUAGGAGCACGUCUUGCUACCCUCUUUUGAAGAUGUUCUCUAGCCUUCCACCAGCAGCGAGGAAUUAACCCUGUGUCCUCAGUCGCCAGCACUUACAGCUCCAACUUUUUUGAAUGACCAUCUGGUUGAAAAUCUUUCUCAUAUAAGUUUAACCACACUUUGAUUUGGGUUCAUUUUUUGUUUUGUUUUUUUCAAUCAUGAUAUUCAGAAAAGUCCAGGAUCCAAAAUGUGGCAUUUUUAUAAGAAUGAAAAUUGUACGUAAGCUUUUAAGCAUCAUGAAGAACAGUUUAUGUUCACAUUAAGAUAUGUUCUAAUAGGGGAUGGCCAAGGGGUGACAUCUUAAUUCCUAAACUACCUUAGCUGCAUAGUGGAAGAGGAGAGCAUGAAGCAAAGAAUUCCAGGAAACCCAAGAGGCUGAGAAUUCUUUUGUCUACCAUAGAAUUAUUAUCCAGACUGGAAUUUUUAUUUGUUAGAACACCCUUCAGUUGCAAUAUGCUAAUCCCACUUUACAAAGAAUAUAAAAGCUAUAUUUUGAAGACUUGAGUUAUUUCAGAAAAAACUACAGCCCUUUUUGUCUUACCUGCCUUUUACUUUCGUGUGGAUAUGUGAAGCAUUGGGUCGGGAACUAGCUGUAGAACACAACUAAAAACUCUUGUCUUUUUUCACAGAAUAAUGUGCCAGUUUUUUGUAGCAAUGUUAUUUCUCUUGGAAGCAGAAAUGCUUUGUACCAGAGCACCUCCAAACUGCAUUGAGGAGAAGUUCCAGAACCAUCCCCUUUUUCCAUUUUUAUAUAAUUUAUAAAGAAAGAUUAAAGCCAUGUUGACUAUUUUACAGCCACUGGAGUUAACUAACCCUUCCUUGUAUCUGUCUUCCCAGGAGAGAAUGAAGCAAAACAGGAAUUUGGUUUUCUUUUGAUGUCCAGUUACACCAUCCAUUCUGUUAAUUUUGAAAAAAUAUACCCUCCCUUUAGUUUGUUGGGGGAUAUAAAUUAUUCUCAGGAAGAAUAUAAUGAACUGUACAGUUACUUUGACCUAUUAAAAAGGUGUUACCAGUAAA